AUGGGCAGAUGCUCCAGCCAUGGUUCAAGGAUAAGCACCUUGGCCUUGGUACUCUUGGGGCUUGCUCUGGGGUUUAGGGCCAUUACGGCUAAGCCAGAGGAUGGCAGCUUUUGCCCUAAGAGCCAAGUGGCUUUUAGAGAUGCUUGUUAUGAAUUUGUGCCUCUCGGCCGCACCUUCUAUGGUGCCCAGAGCUGGUGCGAGGAGCAAGGAGGCCAUUUGGUUUUUAUUCAUGGAGAAGGCACCCAGCUAUUUCUGCAGAAGCACCUCAUCCACGACACGGAAUGGUGGAUUGGACUCACAGGGAACUUGGCUUGGAAUGGAACUACAGAAGGGCCCAAGACCUGGCUGGACACCUCAAAUGUGAGCUACAGCCACUGGCGCCGAGGGCAGGAUGCUUCUGUAACCAACCCCUGCGGCUACGUUGGGAGAGACCCUUCCUUUGGGUGGUCGUCCUCGGACAACUGCACGCAGGAGUUCGCCUUCAUCUGCGAGUUUGGUGUCGGCCAGAGUCUGGCCUGCGAGAGCCUCAAUGCCACCAUGCACUGUGGCUCAGGGGAGGUGAUCCAGAUCCAGGAUGCUUUCUAUGGGUGCCAGACUCCUCAUUAUUGCAUCCAGGACACUGAGGACCCCUCAGACCUGGAGGAGGAAUGCAGCUGGGUCAGUGUCAAGGAUGAAGUGGCAGGCCAGUGCCAGGGGCUGCAGGCCUGCCAGGUGGCAGCAGAUGGGACCUACUUUGGAGACCUGUGCCCCAGCCGGGGCAGUUACCUGUGGGUGCAGCACCAGUGCCGGGAAGGCCUGAAGCUGACAGUGUCCAAUGAGAGUUUCAUCUUUGACAAUGUCACCAUCUCCCUUACAUGGUUCCUCUCUCCCUACAUUGGAAACCUGUCCUGUAUAAUUAAUAUGGGGGAUGGCCACACUUUCUACCCCUACUACCCCACAAGUUUGCCCAGCAGCGUUUUCCACCAGUUCACAGCCCCUGGGGAAUUCACUGUGUUUGUCUAGUGUACAACCAGCGAGUGGAACGUGAUAGCUCAGAAGCAAGUGACGAUGUGGGACAAGAUGGAGACGCUCUGUGAGACUGGGUGUUCUGGCCUGUCCAUAUCAGGAACCAGCCCCCUCUGCUGGGCAGUCUUCAGGGACCCUCUGCGGAUUCAGGUGGAGCUUGAUGGAGGAACAGGGGUGACUUACACUGUGCUGUCAGGUAACACAAGCCUGGCUGAGUUCACCACGCAGAGGGGCCCGCUCGCCUACAAUCUGACCCUGGAUGGAGCAGUCCAGCAACGGAUGGGCCCAGGGCUGCACCACUUGGAGAUCUGAGCCACCGGCAACACCACCACCUCUGCCCCCUCCAGAAACAUCACCAUCCACUUCGUGGAGCCCCUGUCAGGCCUGCAGGCCUCCUGGGCUUCUGGCAACUUGGAGCUUGGACAGGACCUACUGGUCAAUGUCUCGGCGGCUCACGGCAUCCCGGAGAGGCUGACCUUUGAGGUGGCAGGACUCAAUGCAACCUUCUCCCAUGAGAAAGAGAGCCUUGGGGGGCCAUUUGGGACUUACCACGUGGCAGUUCCACUUGAAGGCACCUUUCUGGUCACUGUGCUGGUGAGGAACGCCUUCUCAAACUUGAGUUUGAAAAUUGGAAGCAUCACUGUCACAGCUCCUUCCAGCCUCCAAGAACCACCUGGAACAAAGGCUCAGGAAAAGAAUAGAGAUAGAGGGGAUGUGGAGCUGUGCGUGGAACCUGCUCAGUACUUGGAUCCUUUCACAACAGUGACUCUGGGCUGGCCAGACAGUAACAAGGACUUUCGCUUCCAGUGGGCAUGUGGGCACUGCUGGGCUCAGUGGAGUGACUGUGUUGAGAGGCAGCUGCUCCGCACAGACCAGAGGGAGCUGGUGCCACCGUCCUGCCUGCCGACGCCUGACUCUGCUGUUACCCUGCGCCUGGCAGUCUGGAGAGGCCGGGGGCUGGAGAACCUGGAGGAGCAGUGCCUCUACGUGUCUGCCCCCCUGGAACUCAGGCCACGAGUCAGCUGUGAGGAGAACUGCAGGACAGUGAAUGCCAGCAGGGACGUUAUGCUCAAGGUCACCAUGGGGGACAAGCCUGCAGCAGCCGUGUUCAGCUGCUAUUUAGAUGACACCCCGCUGGAGAAGGCCGAGCCCCUCCCGGCGGCCUGCAGACUCCAGGGAUUCUGGCUGCGUUCUUUCAUCCUCCUUCAGAGCGACACCGCCACCCUGCUGCUGAACAGCUCCUUCCUGAGGACCCGCAGCCAGGCCACCGGAAUCAGAGUCAGAGCGGUGACCAGGUGCGCUUAUGGGGAGGGCACCUACGUGAUCAGCUCCCUGCCCCUCCCGGAGGUGCCCACCUGCACCACUGCCCCGGAGGAGGGCACUGUUCUGACGAGCUUCGCCAUCUCCUGCAACGCUUCCGCCGCCCUGGGGCCCCUGGGGUACUGCUUCUGCCUGGAGUCAGGUUUCUGUCUACACUGUGGCCCUCAACCUGCCCUCCCAUCAGUUUACCUGCCACUUGGAACAGAAAACAAUGACUUCAUGCUGACAGUGGUCAUUUCUGUCUGCAAUCACGCGGGUGACAGACAGCAGACCCAGGCAGCAGUUAAGGUGGGGACGUGGAGGAACUGUGUGGAGGAUGAGGCAUUUCAGGCCACAGUGUGGGACAAUGUCACCGCCACUCUGCAGGGAGGGCGUGGCCCUGAGCAGCUCUUCCAGCUGGCCAGGUCUGUGUCAUCCGUGCUGGACCGGCAGUGCCAGGGGCUGGGCUCCGGGCAGCCGCUGAGAAUGGACGCCAGACAGAAGGUGUCAGAGAGCGUAUCCUCUCUGUCUGCGGGGUCACUGCCUGCGGUCAACGCCACCUUGGGGGACAUGCAGAACGUGCAGGAGCUGGCCGAGGUACUGACAGAGGCGACCCGCCGCAGUGAGGAGCUCACACCCUUGGCCCAGACAGCCAUAGUGUCCCAGCUGCUGGGAGCUGUGGGGCACAUGCAGGCCGCCGUCCUGCCGGGGGGACUGCCCGGGGGCCUUCCAGCCACGCUGGCCGCCCCCUCCAUCUCCGUGUACACAAACAGAAUACAGCCCCGGAGUUAGCGAGGCUCCCCUGUGCACGUUGCUGCUGCCAGCUCUGCGACCUUCACCCUGCCCGCUGCCCCCUCCCUUGGCUCCAUGGAGGACGGUAGAGUGCCUGUGGACAUAAGGAUGAUGAGUUUCCCAGAGAACCCACUCCCAGCCCGAAGUCACUUCGACGUCAGCGGAACCGCUGGUGGCCUCUCUCCCAGCCCUGGUGGGCAGCUCAUCCCUGUGAAGAAUCUGUCGGAGAAUAUCGAGAUCCUGCUGCCUCGGCUUUCAGAAAGACACAGUGAGCCAACUGUGUUGAACCUGACCAGACCUGAAGCUCUGAGGGUGAACCUGGCUUCAGGGGGCGUGGCUUUGGGGAUCCAGCUGCACUGCAGACCUGACAUCCCCCUCGUGCUCAGCCUGGGCUACGGCUAGCACCCCAACGAGACCAGCUACAACGCCCAAGCUCACCUCCUGCCAAAGGCUGCUCCAGAUGGGCUGUCCACAUGGAUCCUGAGCCCAGAGGACCUGCAUUUUGGAGAAGGCAUCUACUACCUGACUGUGAUCCCCCAGUAUGACCUGGAGCCGGCCCCCGGCAGGGACUUCACAGUUGGCAUCACCACCUUCCUGUCCCAUUGUGUGUUCUGGGAUGAGGUCCAGGGGACUUAGGACAACUCCGGGUGCCAGGUGGGACCACGGACCACCCCCUCCCAGACACACCGCCUCUGCAACCACCUCACCUUCUUUGGAAGCACAUUCCCGGUGAUGCCCAAUGCCGUGGACGUCCGCCAGACUGCUGAGCUCUUUGCCACCUUCGAGGACAACCCUGUGGUUGUGACCAUCGUGGGCUGCCUCUGUGUGGCCUACGUGCUCGUGGUGAUCUGCGCAAGGAGGAAAGACGCUCAGGAUCAGGCCAAGGUGAAGGUCACAGUGCUGGAGGACAAUGACCCCUUUGCCCAGUACCACUACCUGGUGACAGUUUAUACCGGACACAGGAGGGGGGCAGCCACUUCCUCAAAGGGGACUGUCUCCCUAUAUGGCCUGGAUGGAGAGAGUGAGCCCCACCACCUGUCAGACCCCGACAUCCCGGUUUUUGAGCGAGGAGGAGUGGAGGUCUUCUUACUCUCCACCCUGUUUCGGCGGGAGCUGAGGAGCCUGCGGCUAUGGCAUAACAACUCAGGGGACCAGCCAUCCUGGUACGUGAGCUGGGUGCUGGUGCAUGACCUGGCAAUGGACCGGAAGUGGUACUUCCUCUGCAACUCGUGGCUGUCCAUCGAUGUCGGAGACUGCCUUGACAAAGUAUUUCCAGUGGCCACAGAGCAGGACAGGAAACAAUUCGGCCACCUGUUUUUCAUGAAGACCUCCACAGGCUUCCAGGAUGGCCACAUUUGGUACUCCAUCUUUAGCAGCUCAGCUUGGAGCAACUUCACCCAUGUCCACCAGGUGUCCUGCUGCUUCUCACUGCUCCUCUGCACCAUACUGACCACCAUCAUGUUCCGGGGUGUCCCCAAGGACCCAGAUGAGCAGAAGAUGGACUUGGGUAAAAUCGAAUUCACUUGGCAGGAAGUGAUGAUUGGGCUGGAGAGCUCACUCCUCAUGUUUCCCAUCAACCUCCUGAUCGUUCAGAUUUUUUGGAACACCCGUCCUUGGGUAACCAAGGAGCAGAACACUGGGAAAUGGGAUGGGGGGCCCCCUAGCCUGGCCCCCUCACCGCAGCCUGUGGGGGAUGGUCUUCUGACACCUGAAGCAGUGACCAAGGAUUUGUGGAGCCUCGUCAGCUCCUUGUUCAAACCUCUGAAGGUGCCACCCCCUCGCUCGGGCUGGGACUUCGCGAACUCGGUGGACAUCAACCAACUGCUGGCCUUGGUGGAAGACGUCGUCUGUCAGCAGAUCGAAGCAGGGCAGGUGUUCUGGAAGGAAGCCAGCCAGACAGGGGGCCCUUUAACACUCACUCUUGGGUCUGUACAAGUGAAAGUCCUCCAGAAAAAAAUGCAGUGCCCCAGGCCUGAGGUGGGCCCAAGAGAUGCUUGGAAGGACAGUGCCUACAGGCAGUGUCUCUACCUUCAGCUGGAGCACCUAGAGCAAGAGCUGCUGCUGUGGGAGCCCCAGGGCUUUUCCCGGUGCCAGAGCCACACCCAGGCACUGGGGCAGCUGCAGACCCUGAAGGGCUGCCUGGGGGGACAGCCCGGAACCCCACCCCCAGCACACUCCAGCUCCCUGCAGGCGAGCAAGCCCCCUGGAGGCCUCCCCUGGUGGUGUGUCCUGGUGGGCUGGCUCCUGGUGGCAGCCUUCUUCACCAUGCUCUACGGCCUGCACUACGGGCGGGCCAGCCCCCUCAAGUGGCUCAUCUCCAUGGCCGUCUCCUUUGUGGAGAGUGUGUUUGUCAUCCAGCCCCUGAAGGUGCUGGGGUUCGCUGCUUUCUUUGCGCUGGUGUUGAAGAGAGUGGAGGACGAAGAGGAGCCUGUGGUCCCCCUCCUGGGACGUCUCUCUGGCCCAGACCCCUCUGCCUUGUUCCGAGCACAAAGAAACAGCAGAAGGGACAUCUACCAGAAGCCUCGGGCCUCUGACGUUGAGAAGACGAAAACCACCCACCUCAAGGAACAGAAAGCAUUUGCCGUAAUCAGAGAAAUCUUGGCACACCUGGGCUCCCUGUGGAUGCCGCUGCUGGUGGCCUACGGGCAGGGGGACCCCAGCGCCUACCACUUCAACAGACACCUUGGGCACAGCUUCAUCCGAAGCUUUUCAGCCAUGCUGGGCUUUCAGGACUUCUUCACGUGGGCCAGCACCACCCUCGUGAGCAACCUGGACAGUCAUCACCCAGGCUUUAUCACUGAUGGGAACUCCAAGCUGGUUGGCAGUGCCCAGAUUCGCCAAGUGAGGGUCCAGGAAAGCUCUUGCGCUCUUGCCCUGCAGCUGCAGGCUUCUCUUGAUGGAUGCCAUGCGCCAUAUUCCCUGGAUAUUGAAGACCUGUCAGACUAUGGGGAAGGCUGGAAUGCCUCCGUCCUCAAUAACAGCAAUGACUUUUCCCAGGCUUGGCAGUACCAGAGCCAGAGCCAGCGCCAAGGGUAUCCCAUCUGGGGCAAACUCACUGUGUACCGGGGAGGAGAUUAUGUGGUCCCCUUGGGGACUGAUCGCCAAAGUGCGUCAAGAGCCAAUACAGGGAUGCGGAACUUAGUACGACACAAAGCGUCCACCACCAGGCAACUGUCGGAGGAAGGAGAGAUCGUCGAUUUGCUACUGAUGAAGAUACUCAGUUUCCUGGGCAUUAAAUGUAAAAGACAGGAACCUGGAAGCAGCAGUGAGCAGCCUGAGUUGCUGUCAGAGGCCUGGGCCCCUCAACCUGUAUCAGCUGUGCCCCAAAUUUAA
This is a messenger RNA of Balaenoptera ricei (Rice's whale), 6429 nucleotides long. Its product is annotated as polycystin-1-like protein 2. Gene Ontology annotation, molecular function: calcium channel activity; carbohydrate binding; protein binding. The record is from RefSeq and is a predicted model, not a curated record. NCBI's taxonomy places the organism in Eukaryota, Metazoa, Chordata, Mammalia, Artiodactyla, Balaenopteridae. Gene Ontology annotation, biological process: detection of mechanical stimulus. Gene Ontology annotation, cellular component: membrane.